AUGGAUGGCUACUUUGCGUUCAUCACAAAGACAAGCCUACGCCGCUUACGCACUGAACCAGAGAAAGGCAUUGUCCCACCACGAUCCAAGUGCAGUGUCACCGUAACAAUGAUGCAAACGCAGGUCAGGGCGCUGCCGCCAGAUAAUCGCUACAAGGAGAUCAUCACCGUGGUGAGCACCAGAGUGGAUGGAGGUCUCACUGUUAUGGAUAUAACUGAAGACAUGUUCAUUGAACUGGACGGUGAAGUGGUUGAUGAGGACACUAGUGAGGAGCCUGUUGGGACUCAACCGCCCUUUUAUGAAGAACUCAAUGAGCUGUUCGGCCACACCAUCCAAGAUAGAGGGACAUUAAUUAGUGCCGGAGGUGUUAGGAAGGCAACACCCACUACUGAGAGUGAGGACACUCCGCCCUUCGUGUCACAGGAUCCCAUUGCUGCAUCUAGUGUUGGGCCUUCGUCAAAAAGGCCAGUGAGAGAGGAAGUUGUUGACAGCCCUCCUAAAAAGAAGAGUGAUAGCUUGGAAGACUGCAUCAGAGACAUGUCCGAAACCGUGGUCAUGCGGUGCUGCCGCGCCCUUACCCGUGAGCAAGAGGAGGUUGAUCUGGUGAGGCACAUUUUAGAGCAAGACGGUAUCGAGCAGGGGACUGAUCUGUACUGCAUGGCAACACAUCUAUGCAAGAAUGCAGUGAAUAGCUGCAUCUUCACGACUAUGAGAACCAAAGAGAACCAGCAUGCAUUGGAUCAAUUUCAGCUGGCAUAA
Molecule: messenger RNA, 759 nt
Organism: Panicum hallii
Lineage: Eukaryota; Viridiplantae; Streptophyta; Magnoliopsida; Poales; Poaceae
Exons: 2
Coding region: 1-759 (252 amino acids)
Source: RefSeq, a predicted model, not a curated record